AGUCACGUGUUUUUUUUCCACGAGACAAGUACCGAACCGAGCUUCAUCCCGGUGUACCGAGUCCGGCACAAAGUUUGAAACUGUAACAUCAUCAGCCUGCAGUAAAAUCGUUGCUCUCGCCGUCUGAAAGAAGUAGGGAAAACACCGAAGCUGUGGGACAUGGCCAGACCAGAACAAGUCCUGGUGCUUGAGCCACAACAAGAACUGAAAUUCAGAGGCCCCUUUACAGAUGUCGUCAGUGCCACCCUGAAGCUCACCAACCCCACAGAUAGAAAUGUGUGUUUCAAAGUCAAGACCACGGCACCCCGCAGAUACUGUGUGCGCCCAAACAGCGGCGUCAUUGAUGCUGGAACGUCCAUUAAUGUUUCUGUUAUGCUUCAGCCUUUUGAUUAUGACCCCAAUGAAAAGAGUAAACACAAAUUCAUGGUACAGUCCAUGCUGGCUCCAUAUGAUAUGACUGACAUGGAAGGAGUUUGGAAGGAGGCAAAGCCAGAAGAACUGAUGGAUUCAAAGUUGAGAUGUGCAUUUGAGAUGCCGCUAGAAAAUGACAAAACUCAUGAGAGUGAAAGCAACAGAACUCUGUCUUCCUCUGCCUCCCCUGUCAAGACUGAGCAUUCUGCACUGCCGAAGUCAGCCAGUGCCUCACUGGAUGAUGGAGAGGUGAAAAAGAUCAUGGAGGAGUACAAGCGGCUGCAGAUGGAGGUGCAGAGGCUACUGGAAGAAAACAGAGAAUUCAGGGAGGACAACGGGCUGCGGAAGAGAAAGAUCACGUCAGCGACUCACUCCUCUUCAUCCUCCGCCCUGAUGAGCUCCUCUGUGAGGGACGAAGGCCUACGCACUCGUGUGGUGGCGCUCUGCGUGCUCUUCUUUGUCAUUGGAGUCAUCCUGGGCAAGCUCGCCCUGUAGAGACACGGCCAGAGCGCAGUGGCAGGCGGACGGACAGCGUGUUGGGAUGUCUUCUGGGUUUAUGUUGACUUUUCUUUCCUUCUCGGUUGAUCAUUUAAGGCAACGUCAUGAUUGUUUGUCUGGAUAAAACUUUUUAAUGUGCAAUCACUUCCAUAAAUAUUUUGACACUGCAGUUAUUUUUUUUUUAGUUGUUUCGAGCUGAAAGCAAAGAGUUUUAAGUGUUGACUUUCAAUGUCAAAUUAAAUGUAUUUGCAUC
Thalassophryne amazonica is the source of this 1162-nucleotide messenger RNA. RefSeq names its product vesicle-associated membrane protein-associated protein B/C-like. Lineage: Eukaryota; Metazoa; Chordata; Actinopteri; Batrachoidiformes; Batrachoididae. Gene Ontology annotation, cellular component: endoplasmic reticulum membrane; plasma membrane. Gene Ontology annotation, biological process: endoplasmic reticulum membrane organization. The transcript is spliced from 7 exons. The record is from RefSeq and is a predicted model, not a curated record. Gene Ontology annotation, molecular function: FFAT motif binding. The coding region runs from base 160 to 906 and encodes 248 amino acids.